AUGGCACCCUUGAAAGCCACCACCCCUGCACCUGUUGCAGAGACCUCGGACUUGCCCACUAUGCCAGUGGUCAAAUGCUCGCGGCAGAACCAGAAUGUGUGGCCUCAAGACUUCUACGAUGGCAAUAGGUACUACCAGGGGUUCACGCGCAAGAAGCAGUUUCCGAAUUGCAAAUGCACACGAUGUCGAGGUGCACACCCAACCAAGUAUCAUGAUAUUUGCUCGAGACUUUAUGAGACCUGGAAACUCAAAGGCAGCGGUGGCCAUUGCAACGCUCCCACAAGAUGUUCCAAUCGUGAAAGCCAUAACACAGAAGACUGUGGUCUGGGCGAAUUUACGGACCACCCUGACAAUCCCGAGCUUCCCCAAGAGCUGCAGCCUUUCUUGCGGCCGUGGCCAAAAAAUACCAGUCGAGUUCCAUUCCCUUUGUACUACUACGUCGGGGAUGCCUACCCAAUACCGAAUGCAGAUUGUCCAAAGCUACCAUCUCCCUGGGAGCGCGGCUUCAAGGCGGGCCUUUGGGACAAGAGACUAGGUCUUGCCUACUCAUUUGAGGUCGCCAAGUCGAUAGCUUUGGGCUAUGAGAAACCGGACUACGUCGCCGGCAAAUAUCCAUCUGACCAGACACUGAUGCAGACGGCUUCCGCAAAGAAUGGUCGUGCUGACAACUUCCUGGGUGAUGUCAAGAUGGCUCUGGACCUUCCACCCAGUGCGAACUCUACUACUGGAUCUGAGUGA
Molecule: messenger RNA, 738 nt
Organism: Capronia coronata CBS 617.96
Lineage: Eukaryota; Fungi; Ascomycota; Eurotiomycetes; Chaetothyriales; Herpotrichiellaceae
Exons: 1
Coding region: 1-738 (245 amino acids)
Source: RefSeq, a predicted model, not a curated record